AUGUCACUUUUAAGACCUUCAAUUAGCGGUCGCAUGCUCAAAGCAAGCGCCCCAGUAUUUCGACGAGCCCUUCCCGCUACCGUACGCUUCGACAGCUCGACAGCUGUGGGAACGCCCCUCACGACUUCGAAAUCAGAAAGUGAAGAGACCUCUGUCACUGAGCAGCAAAAGACUCGCAGUCGCAAUGCGCCUAACUAUGCUGCAGAGGUAGACCAAGCUGCUUCGCUCUUUACCCCAAUACCAAAGCGAGUUAUGAACGGGAGUGAGGAAGGUGACGUUGUGCCGGCUGCUGUGUUAUCCGGAGCGCCAAUUGAAUUAGAGGCUAGGACUGUUCGCAUUUACAAACCAGCAAAGACUGCUACCCAAUCUGGAGACUGGCAUGGGCACCAUUGGCGAAUGGACUGGGAUAUCUUGCCCAAGGGACAUAGAUGGGAGAACCCAUUGAUGGGAUGGCAAUCAUCGGCAGAUUUCAUGCAAGGAACACACAUGAACUUCAAAUCGAAGGACGAUGCAAUCAGAUUCGCGGAGAAGCAAGGUUACGAAUACUUCGUCCAGGAGCCAAACAGCCGUAAAAUUCUUCCGAAGGCAUAUGCAAAUAACUUCUUGUGGUCCGAUAAGAGAUUGAAGCAUAUCCGGACGAAGUAG
Glarea lozoyensis ATCC 20868 is the source of this 645-nucleotide messenger RNA. RefSeq lists its product as uncharacterized. The transcript has 3 exons. The coding region runs from base 1 to 645 and encodes 214 amino acids. Gene Ontology annotation, biological process: electron transport chain. NCBI's taxonomy places the organism in Eukaryota, Fungi, Ascomycota, Leotiomycetes, Helotiales, Helotiaceae. The record is from RefSeq and is a predicted model, not a curated record.